GUGUGUCCUUUCUCUAUGUGUAAACUAACUUGCACUGUUGCACAGAAAAUCUUGUCAAUAAAAAAAGAAAUCGACAUACUUGUGUAAUUUAGUUUGAAAAAGAAUAGAAAAGAAAACAAUGUCAAUUAGUAAGUAUCCGAGCUAUUACUAGCGACUAUUUUGCAGGUGCACAAGUUCACUGAUUGCGAUCAAUCAAUCAGUCAUUCACCUGUUAAUUGAACUCAUGUGACCUUUAAACCGCGCUAUUUGCGCAAUGACUCACGAGUUGCUACUGCGCAUUUUAUUUUCACGUUGAUUAUCAGUAGUGCAUGUUGUCAGUGCACUGAGUGCAGCAUGCAGAGAUAUAGAUGCCCUACUGCCAUUACCAGGAAAUUGGCGAAUCGCGUAGUGUGUGUACAGUACUACGGGGAAUUCAACACGAGGAAACGGAAGAGACGUCUCUUAAAGUCCUUUUCCUUUCGAAAGAUUUUCAGUUUAACAACAUAAUGUGAAUAGUGGUUGUUUGAGGAAUUAUGUUAUACGCUUCGAUUGGCAGAUAAGUGUGUCAAAAUACGGCAGGAUAGGAAUGAACGGGAUGGAAUCACACGACAACGACCGAGUCACCGACAUCAACGAGUUCUGCGAAGUGGAGGCGCAGAAAGCCGCGGCGACUUUCGCCCUGGCCUACCACCAGUUCAUCACGGAGAACCCACCCGCGGAUGACAUACCCGUGGACGAGAACAGAUUCGCACGGCGAUUUGCCGAUCACUUCAUGGACCACUUCGAGACCGAGGUCCGACGGGCCUACAACACCGUCAGUCCCUCCGAUCUGAGGGAAGACCAACAGAACGCCAACACUCACGACGACCCGGCCGGUAGCCCGGCGGCCAGCCCCACUGAGUCCGAGAACAACGCGAACGUCAACACCAGGCUCUUAUCGUCCGACUCCGGGCCGCGGCCUGGGAACAGAAAUGGGACCACAGCCAUGUUCAACGGCGACCCAAACGGUCGCUAUUCCAGCAACUCCAGCCUUGACGGCAACCACAUCAACUCUGUCAAUCAGACUCCUCCUCCGAGAAGCGAAGUCAAACUCCCCAGGAAAUUUUCCUUCAGGAACAUGACGGAGAAUGUUACCCAUGUUAUCAAUCGUUUCCGAAAAGCUCACCAAACCACCGGUCAGCACCACCGGGAACGCGGGAUCCGGUAUGCCCCAGAAGACAUUGUCAGAGAGGGAAUUGUGAAUUUGCUAACGGGGGAAGAUCAUCAAUGUAAACAAAAGUGGGAGCGAAGUCGACUGGUUCUGGUCAAACGACUUGAGGGCCACAUGCUGGAUUUUUAUGCGCCGCCCAAGUCCAACAAACCAAGGAACGGCAUCUUCUGCUUCCUAAUAGAAGAGGCCAGAGAGACGACUGCACUGGAACUCCCUGAAAAAGAAAACACUUUUGUGCUGAAGGCAGAGAACAACCUUGAGUAUGUCUUAGAAGCGCAGAGUAUGCAGGAUAUGCGCUCCUGGCUGACUAACAUCACGGCCUGUAUGAAUAUGCCUAAUUUGCCAAGGAGACCAUUACCCAGCGUGCCUGAUCAUUCCCCAGAGCCCGACAACUCCUCGUCCUCCUUCAGUUUCUUGAGGGCGAGACCGAACCUCACCGUUCAAAUCCCUGAUUGGACAGCCAACAGCCCCAGCAACUCCCGCAGCCCACUUACACCCGAGAACUCUGGGGAGGGCUUCUCCAGUCGGGAUCCAAGCCCACCUGCAUCCCCACCGCCCCGGAUCCCGCCACGUCGCCGCCAUGGCAACACUAACAGUCCGGAUCGGUUGCCCAGCGGCGGCUCCGACACACCCCUGAGCCCCGACUUGCCCCCGCUGCAUGAUGCUCAGUCCAGAAUCCUGGAUGGAUCAAAUCAAAACAUCAACCUUGACUCAGAAGAGCCGGCCCCGGUAACCGACCACCCUCUCAAUGAGCAUCUAUGGUUCCACGGUACCCUGUCCAGGGUGGAUGCGGCCAAGCUGGUCCUGCAGGGGGGUAACGCAAGCCACGGCAUGUUCCUGGUCAGACAGAGUGAGACACGGCGUGGGGAGUGCGUGCUGACGUUCAACUUCCACGGCAGGCCAAAGCAUCUUCGACUGACUCUUGACGGCAGCGGCCGGUGCCAGGUCACCCACAUGUGGUUCGAGAGCAUCAUCGACAUGCUGGACUACUUCCGCUCCAACCCCAUCCCCUUGGACAGCCGGGACGGGGCCAGCCAGCCGGACGUGACUCUGACCGAGUACGUGCCCAACGCCCAGUCGGUCAGCACCCCUAGCACCCCUCUCACGCCCCAGACCCCCGAGGCGGGCGGCAACGGCCGGGGGCUGGGCAACUCCAAUUCCCUCAUGGUCUCAUCCAACGAGUUCCUCGGCUCCGGCAGCCAGUUUUCCCUGUCCAUGAAUUCGGGCGGUCAGUCGCCCUCCCCUCUCGACGGCCAGGGAAGGGGCUCGUCAACCCGGGCCGUCAAAAACCAGUAUUCAUUCGUUUGAUAUUUAGCACAUGGAUUGAUUACUUAGAAACUUUGCCUGAUUGGCCUGAUUGACCUUGACCAAAGCAAAAACUGAGUCGGACUUCAAAAUCCAUCAGAAGUCAUCUCAAGUGAAAUCACAGCUCAAGUCAAAAGAAAGGUUGCAAGUAACUGAGGAUGAACCAUUACAGUGUCUUAAGAGCACAGGGAUGUGCAUCACAAGUCCCUGCAAGUCCAUCACAAGUCCUCCAGUCCCAAUUCAACUCAUAAGCUACUCACAUGAGUUUUGGCAAAGCAUUCCUUUUGUUAUUGUUCAUCCACUCUGGAUGGACUUGUGAUUAACUUGUGACUGGACUUGUGAUUGGACUAAAUUUGACUGGACUACAUCCCUAUUGUAGCAUAGUCACACCAUAUGACUUGAGACUGAGCAUCUUGAGAAUGACUUGUGAUAAACUUGUGAAAACCUACGAGCACUUGACCGCAACUCUGUAAUGAUAUCCUACAUGGCAGGACUGGUGUUAGGAAUAAUGUCGAAAGUGUCGAGGUCAAGAUUGAAGCCAAUAUGAGUUGCCCGUACAUUGCACCGUUCCAUGCAUUGGUGACCACAUACACGUGUUGUCAGUGCCUGCUGCUUGUGUAGUUUAACAUCUGCUCAUGCGCUACUUACCAGAAUAGCUUUUGUAACACAAUAGUUUGU
Patiria miniata (bat star) is the source of this 3172-nucleotide messenger RNA. RefSeq names its product SH2B adapter protein 1-like. Gene Ontology annotation, molecular function: transmembrane receptor protein tyrosine kinase adaptor activity. The coding region runs from base 566 to 2497 and encodes 643 amino acids. Gene Ontology annotation, cellular component: plasma membrane. Gene Ontology annotation, biological process: intracellular signal transduction. Lineage: Eukaryota; Metazoa; Echinodermata; Asteroidea; Valvatida; Asterinidae. The transcript is spliced from 7 exons. The record is from RefSeq and is a predicted model, not a curated record.